Trypanosoma rangeli is the source of this 1044-nucleotide messenger RNA. RefSeq names its product nucleoside diphosphate kinase. The record is from RefSeq and is a predicted model, not a curated record. NCBI's taxonomy places the organism in Eukaryota, Euglenozoa, Kinetoplastea, Trypanosomatida, Trypanosomatidae. The transcript has a single exon. Gene Ontology annotation, cellular component: centrosome. Bases 1 to 1044 code for a protein of 347 amino acids.
AUGGCGCUAUCGAAGCAAGACCCGCGCCUCGCCUUUUAUUGUGAGAGACACGACGAUAUAUCACAACUUGUUCGGCGUUAUAUAUUGUUUUUUUUCUACGAGGAUCAUUCUGUUGAGAUGAGGGAGCUGCCCAAAAAUGUGAUACACCUUAGACGUACUCCAUUCCCACACCUGCGGAAAGAUUGCUUCCGACUUGGUACAGCUCUAACGAUAUUUGGUGGAAUUGUAAAAAUUACCGGCUACGCCGACGAAGUGACGCGGGUGUUGUGUGAAAAGGAAAGCGAGUCUACAGUGAUGCUCUUAGGAGAGUCUUUAUUGCCGCAGCUGGGUCAUUACUUGGCGAUGCUCACGGAGGAGUGUGGUUUCGCUAUCUCAUCAAUGCAAAUGGUGUGGCCACGUGGAGACAUCUUCGAAACGUAUGGUCUGCCUGAAGGACUCACAAAUGGCCGCGUUGUUGUGGCAUGUUGUGUACGUGCUGAUGCUGUUCAAAAAGGUCUGGAUUACAUGAAUCGUGCAACCGGAGCCUUUGCGGCGAGGGAUGAGGAAGAGGCCAAGAAAUGGGCUCAGUUAGUAGAAGAAGUGAGCCGAAAGCCAGUUGCCAUUUUUGAAGAUCCUCACUGUUCCGUUGUUAUUGUUAAACCGCAUGCUGUACGAAGCCGCAAUGCUGGCAGCAUCCUGCAGCUGCUGCUUGAUGCAGGGCUUGAGCCGGCAGCAUUAAGAACUGCAAACCUUUCUUCACGUGUGGUGGAUAUCUUCCUUCAGCCGUACAAGGAUGUGCUUCCAGAUUUUUCUGAAUCGGCUAAAGGCCUGACUGGCCAUGUUUGGGUCAUUCAACUGGUCUCACCGGAAGACGAGGUUGACGUUGUUUCUCUAGUGCGCGAAGUUUGUGGCCCCUUUGAUCCAAUUAUUGCAAAGGAGUUACGCCCCAAGUCUGUACGUGCAAUAUAUGGUGCAGAUCGUGCGAACAAUGCGGUGCAUUGUUGUGACCUACCUGAGGAAGGGGCAAUUUACACGAAUUUCUUUUUUGGUUCAAAAUAUAUAUAG